AAACCUGUAAUGGCAGCAGCAGAGGAGGAGGACGGGGGCCCCGAAGGGCCAAAUCGCGAGCGGGGCGGGGCUGGCGCGACCUUCGAAUGUAAUAUAUGUUUGGAGACUGCCUGGGAAGCAGUGGUCAGUGUGUGUGGUCACCUGUACUGUUGGCCAUGUCUUCAUCAGUGGCUGGAGACACGUCCAGAGCGGCAAGAGUGUCCAGUGUGUAAAGCUGGGAUCAGCAGAGAGAAGGUUGUCCCGCUUUAUGGGCGAGGGAGCCAGAAGCCCCAGGAUCCCAGAUUAAAAACUCCACCCCGUCCCCAGGGCCAGAGACCAGCUCCAGAGAGCAGAGGGGGAUUCCAGCCAUUUGGUGAUACCGGGGGCUUCCACUUCUCAUUUGGUGUUGGUGCUUUUCCCUUUGGCUUUUUCACCACUGUCUUCAAUACCCAUGAGCCUUUCCGCCGGGGUACAGGUGUGGAUCUGGGACAGGGUCACCCGGCCUCCAGCUGGCAGGAUUCCCUCUUCCUGUUUCUUGCCAUCUUCUUCUUUUUUUGGCUGCUCAGUAUUUGAGCUAUGACUCCUUCCUGCCCACCUCCAGCCAGAGGAGAAUCAGUAUUGGGGGUCACUGCUGACCCUUCCUUACUCCUGGAUCCCCCUGACCCCUCUAUUUCUGUUGGCUAAGGCCCUGGCCAUUCUGCAGAACGGCAUAGGGACAUCUCGGCAUAGGGACAUCUCGACAUAGGAUGGGAGAGUCUUCUGCUCAGAGGUUCACUCAGUAAUAUUGUAAUUCUCUGCCCUGGGGGAGGAGGAUGGACUGAGAGAAUGUCUUUCUCCUCUUCUGAGUCUGCUUUCCCUGAUUUCUUGAUUUGAUCUUGAAAGGUGGGCAAGGCUCCCUCUGACUCUCCCUCACUCCCCAUCUUACUGAUUUAAUUUUUCACUCCCCAGAGUCUAAUAUGGAUUCUGACUCUUAAGUGCUUCCUCUUCCUCACUACCUCCUUUAAUACAAAUUCAAUAAAAAAGGUGAAAU
Messenger RNA from Callithrix jacchus (white-tufted-ear marmoset), 1009 nucleotides. Its product is annotated as E3 ubiquitin-protein ligase RNF5. Gene Ontology annotation, molecular function: metal ion binding; ubiquitin protein ligase activity. The record is from RefSeq and is a predicted model, not a curated record. Gene Ontology annotation, cellular component: endoplasmic reticulum. Gene Ontology annotation, biological process: ubiquitin-dependent protein catabolic process. NCBI's taxonomy places the organism in Eukaryota, Metazoa, Chordata, Mammalia, Primates, Cebidae.